Molecule: messenger RNA, 849 nt
Organism: Torulaspora globosa
Lineage: Eukaryota; Fungi; Ascomycota; Saccharomycetes; Saccharomycetales; Saccharomycetaceae
Gene: VAB2
Product: Vab2p
Exons: 1
Coding region: 1-849 (282 amino acids)
Source: RefSeq, a predicted model, not a curated record
AUGGCAGCAAGUUCGCUGAGAACUAGGAGGAACAAGCACAGUUUUAGCAGGAUUGAAGGUGAAGAAGCUUUUGAUGAGCUGAAGCGCUUAUCAUCCAUUCCCAAUCACAAGCAGCUUACACUACAAUCAAUCUAUGAGGCGCUCGAAGGAGAGAUCAGUCAAGUUAAAGAAGACAUCAACUGCGUCUAUCAGGCAGUCAGAAAUGACAUCAAUCUUGAAAAUGAGCAAAUGGAAACAGUUGGACAUCAACUGAAGAAAUCGGCAAAGAAAGUGAAUCACAUGUAUGACAAAGUCCUAGCGAGCAGGUCACAGAAUAACAACUCAAUUGGCGCCAGCAUGUUGCAGAAACUUUCCGAUGAUGUCGAAAAUGUAGCCAGUGCGCUCAAGGGGAUCGACAAUACCGUAGAUAGUAUUUUGACUAUUUUCUCUCAGAUUGACUCAAGGAUUCCACAGAAAAAUCGACUGCUAAACGGUCACGGUUUCAACGAGCAACACUACCCACUUCUGUUUGGUUUAAUGCAUCAGAAAUUUGGCGAUCGACUCGUAACACAGCAAGAAGAAUCGGGUUCCGAUAAGCCUGAAUCUAUACAACUGACGGAAAACAGGACAGGUGCGGCCUCACCCAGGUCAACAAGCCCUACCAUGAGUCGCGCCCAACUUGAACCCACAGAGAUAGUGAGCGAUCUAAUUACAAAAUAUAGAAUCUCGCAGGCCGCGAAGCGCACAUCAACCAAGGCUGAUGAUAGUUAUCUCCCUCCCUCGCUAAGAAGGAUCACUGCGCCAUCGACCAAAACCACAUUAGAAACUAUAACAGCGGAGCUGUCUCGGAACGGGGACCCCAAUUCUUGA